This is a messenger RNA of Epithele typhae, 1449 nucleotides long. RefSeq lists its product as uncharacterized. The record is from RefSeq and is a predicted model, not a curated record. Bases 1 to 1449 code for a protein of 482 amino acids. The transcript has 4 exons. NCBI's taxonomy places the organism in Eukaryota, Fungi, Basidiomycota, Agaricomycetes, Polyporales, Epitheliaceae.
AUGGUGCAACUCAACCAUGAUGUUGUCUCUUACAUCAUUGAAAACCUCAAUACCUCUGAUCUUGCUGCCAUGGCUUUAGUCCACUCCACGAUGUGUUCUAUUACCACCCCUCUCAUUUUCUCAAUCAUCAACCUUGGGAUCCGGAACCCGACUCCCCAAGCACUCGAAAAACGGGUCCAGUUUCUUCUCACUCCCCAUCCUCGUCUCAAGGAGGUCCCAGCGGCCUCUAUCAAGAUUCUUCAUACUUCCAGGAACUCGUCAAAGUUGGCCACAGCUGGGCUGUUGCAACUGCUCCGUGAAUGCUCCCAACUUCAUGAGCUCCACAUCCUGGACCUCUUUCAGUACGCCCCGGUGUUCCCCCAGAUUCUCACUUCGAUACAUGCCCCUUCCCUUUUAACCAUGCUCGCUCUGUCAUCUGUCACACCUGAUGCAUUGCACACAUUCAAGCCUUUCCUGCCCCGCUUCUCCGCCCUUAUCUUUUUAUCUAUCACGUUCAAAAAGAAGAGCAUCCCCAACGAUAUAUCAUUGCAGAGUUUCAAGUACAUACAUUGCUUCAUAGGAACUCUUGCCGACCUUCCUAGGCUCUCCCGUUUGGAGCUCACUGGAGACGUUCACACCUCUGACGAGGGCGACCUGGAGAUCGAUGAGGAUGAAAUCGCUGCUCUUCCUUCCCUCCGGUCUCUCUCAUUUGUCCAUCACCUCACUCUCAACGAAUGGCUCUUCCCAUUCCUUCCACCCUGUCCUAAUCUCAUCCACCUCUCUGCUCAUUGCCAAAAUAACACACAAGUCCUGGCGGUUCAUCCUUGGCCCCAUCUCCAGAAGUUCACAUACAGCUGCGAUAAGGAUGCGGAGGGAGUCAUUGCAGAUUUCUAUAAUUCCUCCGGUAUUACCACCAUCCACCACAUCCAGUUCGAGGGCUACCAUUACUUCCCCACUCAGGAGAAUUAUCAAGGGAAUUUGCCUCCUUACCACCUACUCAACUUUGAACACACCCCCUCUUUGGUGGUGGUUUCCUUCUCCAAAAUGAUCUGGGCCCAAGACAUUGACGGUCCAACUGACUGUUACCUGGAAAGGGCGGAGCAGCGUCGAAUCCGGUCUCUGGAGAUACACAACCUUCAGCCUGAGAAGGUAGCCACAAUGCUGGCCAGCACUGAUAGUUUUGCAAAUCUCUUGGUCACUGUGCCCAAAAACCUCUCCAAUAUUUCUCUUCUCUAUCUCCGCAGGAUCCCCACGCUCCGGGUCAUCAACGUGAAGUUCCUCAAUCAGUUUCCUGAAGAUGGGCUUCGUUGGAAUAGGUGGUGGUGGGUUCAGCGCAACAAUGAGAUUGUCAAGUUGGUCGAUAUCUGGCGAGAGGACGGAUUGGAGGUCGCUGAGAUGAUCAAGAGUCAGGACUUUGGCGAAGAACGUUUGAACGGAUUCCUGACUCCCAGCCGUACUUACAUCAGCUGA